UACGCACUGAGAGUGGGAACACAGUUGUACACUAGACAAACAUGAACGAAGAGAACAAGACCCUGACCGACCAGCCGUUCAGCCCAGCGGGGACAGACACCUCCAUGUCCCCACAUGGAUCGGAUUCAGAGUCCCCGGGUUCUCCAGGAGGCUCCGAGGCCCCGGGGCCAGCGCGCGCAAAUACGCACAAACCAGAGGGCAGCGCAGAGGAUGAGCGCUUUCCCGCCUGCAUCCGCGACGCGGUCUCGCAGGUGCUUAAAGGAUACGACUGGUCUCUGGUACCCGUGCCCAGCCACGGGAGAGGGCUGAAGAACAAACCGCACGUGAAACGGCCCAUGAACGCGUUCAUGGUCUGGGCACAGGCUGCGCGGAGGAAACUGGCGGACCAGUACCCCCAUCUGCACAACGCCGAACUCAGCAAGACCCUGGGCAAACUGUGGCGACUUCUGUCUGAAACUGAGAAGCGUCCCUUUGUUGAAGAGGCAGAAAGACUGAGGUUACAGCACAAGAAAGACUAUCCAGACUACAAGUACCAGCCUCGAAGACGGAAGAGCACCAGAGCAGGUCCAGGGGAGUGUAGACCAGGCCUGAACCAGCAGACAGAGGCUGGGAUGACCCGGCUGAGUGGUACCGCGGAGGUCCACCAGCAUUACCAUCCAGACAGGACAGGUCAGACACAUGGACCUCCAACACCUCCCCCCCCCAAAACUGACCUCCACAUGGGGGUCAAACAUGAAUACCAGCGGCCUGUGGAGGCGUGCCCCGGCGCUGUUGCCCCUCCCACCCGUCAGAACAUCGACUUCAGCCACGUGGACAUCUCUGAGCUCAGCACCGACGUCAUCAGCACCAUGGAUGGCUUUGACGUGCACGAGUUCGACCAGUACCUGCCCCCCAGCAGCCGCUCUGCUGUUUUAACCCCCCCAGAUGCCAGUCAUGGACACAGCAGCUUCUCUGGAUCAUCGUUGGUCCUCCCAUGCACCCACUCCCACUCCCACUCCCACAGCGCUCCCACCUGGACCCACAAACCGGGCUCUCAUGGUGGACUGCCGGUGUCCUCUUCUACUCGGGACGUCCUCGGGCCCCAUGAGGACCAGAAACCUCAGAUUAAAACUGAGCAGAUGAGCCCUAGCCACUACUCCUCCCAGUGCUCCGCCUCCUCCACCCCCCCGCCCCCACCACACCAACCUGAAUACACCCCCCUGAACCCCGGUGCCUGCCCUUCAUCCUCCUCAUCCUCUGAUCUACAGAGCUUCUACGGGGCCUUUUCUGGAUACCCUGCCAGUCUGUACCAGUACCCAUACUUCCAUCCUUCCCAUGGACCCUUGACUACGCCCCUAAUCAACAGCCUGACUCUGGCUCCGCCUCCACACAGUCCUCCCUCUGGCUGGGAGCAGCCUAUCUAUACAACGCUCACCAGGCCUUAAAGACGAUGAAUCCUCAAAUGUGUACAAUAUUGUAUAUGUCGUUAACCUCAUAUCAUAAUUACCUAACUCAUACACAAAUGGACAAAAGUAUGUGGACAUGUUGAAUUCAGGUGUUUCUUUUCUAACGGGGUCUGGGAUACAAAACAAUAAUGACAGAUGUCAAUAUAGAUUUGUAUCGGGAU
Sphaeramia orbicularis (orbiculate cardinalfish) is the source of this 1606-nucleotide messenger RNA. Its product is annotated as transcription factor Sox-8-like. Gene Ontology annotation, molecular function: RNA polymerase II cis-regulatory region sequence-specific DNA binding; DNA-binding transcription factor activity, RNA polymerase II-specific. NCBI's taxonomy places the organism in Eukaryota, Metazoa, Chordata, Actinopteri, Kurtiformes, Apogonidae. Gene Ontology annotation, biological process: negative regulation of transcription by RNA polymerase II; neural crest cell development; morphogenesis of an epithelium. The record is from RefSeq and is a predicted model, not a curated record. Gene Ontology annotation, cellular component: nucleus.